AUGAAGCAUUGGCCCUUCAAGGUGAUCAAUGCCGAGGGCGGUAAGCCAAAGGUACAGGUAGAAUAUAAAGGAGAGACGAAGACGUUCACACCCGAGGAGAUCUCAUCGAUGGUACUGACCAAGAUGAAGGAAACCGCAGAGGCGUUCUUGGGCAACCCAGUCAAGGAUGCGGUGGUGACCGUGCCGGCCUACUUCAACGACUCGCAGCGUCAAGCCACCAAGGAUUCAGGAGCGAUUGCCGGUCUGAAUGUGCUACGUAUCAUCAACGAACCCACUGCUGCGGCUAUCGCAUACGGAUUGGACAAGAAGGGAUCUGGUGAACGUAAUGUGUUGAUCUUCGACUUGGGCGGUGGUACGUUCGAUGUGUCAAUUCUGACGAUCGAAGACGGUAUUUUUGAAGUGAAGUCGACAGCCGGCGACACCCACUUGGGCGGUGAGGACUUUGACAACCGAUUGGUGAACCACUUCGUGGCCGAGUUCAAGCGCAAGCACAAG
Molecule: messenger RNA, 495 nt
Organism: Anisakis simplex (herring worm)
Lineage: Eukaryota; Metazoa; Nematoda; Chromadorea; Rhabditida; Anisakidae
Source: the annotation of a GenBank genome assembly